Molecule: messenger RNA, 336 nt
Organism: Microthlaspi erraticum
Lineage: Eukaryota; Viridiplantae; Streptophyta; Magnoliopsida; Brassicales; Brassicaceae
Source: the annotation of a GenBank genome assembly
AUGAAACCCAAUGGCACUUUUGCAGACAAACGUGCAAAGAAGAUUGUCGAACAAGUUGAGGACAUUGUUGUUUCACAACACUUUCACACUGAUGGUGAAUCUCGUUAUCACAAGGAUCUGAUUAAUCUAACUGGAGUUGUCAAUCUUAUGAGCCAGCAGCUGACGGCUCUAUGUGAAGCUAUAGUACUGACAGUGGCACCAAGACCUGGUGUCGAGCAGCCACCUAGUCUAUCUCAGCAGCUCCACACCCAACUUCUCCAACUGAAGCAGCAGCUACUGAUGCCUCUACUGACUCUUCUCCAUCCACGCAUUCCAACAGCAGCUAGCACAAUCUAG